AAGGAUUACAGAGUGUAGCUUACAAGAUAUCUAUGAAUUCAUGUCGUCAAAAAGCUGAAGUGAUUGAAGCAGGUGAAUGAAGCAGUAGUGAGACUGCGUGAAGCAGUGAAUGAAGCAGCAGGGCUUGUAGGCUGGGCUAGCAGAGCUGUAAACAAGACGAGUGUGGCGGAAGAUUCAUAUCAAAGUUGUUUCCUGACUCUCCCUCGGAAAACAUUAAUUUUCCCGGAAACCCUUAUUAGCUUACCUCUGAGACACCAGCCAUGGACGCCACGGGCAGAGGAGAGCGUUGAGUGCCGACCACAAGUCACUGUCACCUCUGCAAUUAUAUGGGCGCGGCAGCCAUGUUCAAUCAAAAGUACCAACCUAGUACCUCGAAUCUUGCAUAAAGAUUAAAUUAAGCCGAAACUGAGACUCGUAGGAGACCUCUGCAAUCAGGGUCAUUAAUGGGUCAAGAUGGCAGAAGGAAUGCUAUCAUUAUCCUGGAACAAUCACAGUGCCACCUUCUGCCAGACCUUGGCUUCACUCAGAGCUAAGGAGAGGUACACAGAUGUGACGGUGACAUGCGAAGGCAAGUUUUACCCAGUGCAUAAACUUGUGUUGUCAACCUGUAGUGAAUACUUUGAAAAUAUGUUUGAACACACACCUUGCAAGCAUCCUGUCAUUGUGCUGAGAGAUGUCCAGUGUGAUGAACUAGAGGCCUUGCUGAGCUACAUGUAUGCUGGUGUUGUAAGUGUUGCACAAACUGACUUACCUAGACUUAUAAAAGUGGCUGAACUCCUGAAAAUUAAAGGUCUUGCUGUUCCUGAUGAACCACCCAGGAGUAGUAGUGGGUCAGCAAUUAGCCAAAAAAGUGGCACUGGUAGAAGUAGUCCACACGUUCCAAGAAGACAUUCACAGUGUUCUACUAAUGUAAGACACAGUCCAUAUCCUAAAAGUAGAUCCGCCCAUAGUUCUAGUGAUAAAGUUAGUCCACAUCCGAAACGUCAAUGUAGUGAAGAAGAAAACACAGUGUUGCAAGACAGGCUUGGUGUUCCUUUACUUAGUCCAUCCAGAUCAAAGGAGUCCUCACACAGCACAGAGACUGAUUGGCAGGCAAAGCCCUGUAGAUCCUCGAUGGAAGAGCAACAGUUGGGUACUCAAAGAGAUGGAGAAUUGGGCAGAAAAACAGAAACAAGUUUGCAGGGACCUCCAUCAUCACAGGGUUCAGCAUGUGAAAUAUUAAUAAAAGAGGAAGUGAUGGAGGAUUUAAUGGAUAGUGAGGCAAAUUCAUCUGAGACUGGACUAGACUAUGCUUCAUUGAUUAGUAAUUCAGAAUUGCCAACUGCAGCUAGAGGUGACCAAGGAUUAUCCCCUGCAUCUAGAAGUGAUCAUUUAGAUUCUACCAGUUUAAUGAAGAUUGAGCAAUCUAAUGCAGGCCAGCAACCUGGAAGUCGGACUGGCCUAAGACAGGACACCUAUACGGAAGCAUUAAAUGCAACUUUACCAGGACCUUCAGACCUUCAAGGAUGGUUUGGCGGCGAGGCUAUGACUAGCAUAUCUAUGGCUAAAGGUGGUAUUGAUGAUGAAACUCAGAUGUUCACUCAGGACAUGCUGCAACAACCACACGAGAGGGUGGAGUCAAAGAGGGUCCAUCAGAACACAGAUGGAAGAGGAACUGCUAGCAAGACUCACCAGUGUUCUUAUUGUGAAUACUCCACCUCGAAGAAAUUUCAUUUGACAAAGCACAUACGCAUUCAUACUGGAGAAAAGCCAUAUUCAUGUCCAUACUGUGAUUUUAGAUUUUCUCAGAAAGAAAGUCUGAAACCCCAUAUAAGGACUCACACUGGGGAAAAGCCUUAUGCUUGCACAGAAUGUUCUUAUCGUGCAACCCAAAAAAGUACAUUAGUUAGUCAUGUUUUAAGUAUUCAUAGGAAAGGCAUUUAAUAUUUACAUAUACAGUACUAUUUAUAGUUAGAAUAAGUAAGGCAUUAGUCUGUUUAGGUCAGAUUAUAAAUUUUAAGUAAUGUAUAAAAUUUGUACAGAUUUUUUUCUGUAUACUGUUGAUGUCAUAGUUUCAGAAGCUGUUGUUAUUAUUCCAAAAAUUGUGUGUAUAUUAAUCUGCUAUUUAAUGUUUGAUACCUUGUUCCAUCUAGGAAUUUUCAUUAAGUUAAGGAUAAAUACAAAAGCCUCAAAAUCACCCUUCUUAAUAUGUAUGAUUUAUUUCUGUCAUGCUGCCUUUAAACCUUUCCUUUAUCCUCUAUUGUACUUUUCAUCUUAUAGAACAUUGUUUAACUUCAUGUGACACUUGACUUAUGCUGUCCUUGUGUCCUUCUCAUACCUGCUGUCCUUCUUUUUAAAAUGGAAACCAAAUUAUAUAUUCAUACCUAUUUAACCACUGCACUGCAUAGAGCACCUUGUGGCACUGGAUGGAGGGGUGCACAGAGUGCCAUGUGGCAUUUGUAAGGCAUAGGGAGCGAUUCAAAGCUCCCGCAGGUACACGAGGCUCACAUCCUGUACCUGAGGACUCCUGUAAACAGAUGCCAUCUUGGAAAAAUAUUGUUAGCAUCCACACUGGCUGUGAGAGCCUUAGUUCUGAGAGAGCGACCAAGGCUGGUGCAUGCAGGAGCCGCGCACAGCACCGCUGUGCAGCUCCGGGCCACAGCACCGCUGUGCAGCUCCAGGUCACAGCACCACUUAGUAAUGAUGAAUAAAAUAGGUAACUGAAAUUAUUUUACAUUGAUAGUGUUACAGAUAAUCCUGUGAUAAAGACUAUGCAAAAUGUUCGGAUAUCAGUUAACACAAUGUUAGUUAUGAUAUUCACAACAUGAGGUAGAGAAAGACAGCACCCAGCCAUUGUUUCCUGCAUCUAUGCAUCAUGAAACGACCAUAUGUUCCAUCAGCAAUAUUCAUUUUGUUAUGGAAAUGGAUUCAUGUUCAGGAUUUAGUGACAGGAAUGUGAUAAUAACAGCAGUUUUGUAACUAGUCAUAGCGAGACGAGUAGAAUAUUGGAGGCCUUGCGUCAUGUGACUGUUGGAGUCUUCUGCUUGUGUCUCCAUGCUGUGUUUUGAUUUCAUCACCAUACCCACCAGAACUGCUUAUUAGUAUGUUAUGGUGCAUAUAAAUGUUGAUAAUGAUGUAUAACAUGCAUAUAUAGUAUAAUAACAACAGGUACACUGUUUGAUUGAUCUUUAUUUUAUUUUAUAUAAUUAUACAUACAAGAGUUCUUACAUUUUUAUACAGCCACUAGUACGCGUAGCGUUUCGGACAAGUCCUUAAUCCUAUGUUCCCUGGAAUACGACCCCACGAAAAAUCAUUUAAAUCUAAGAAUAUGUGUCACCAUGUAUGAGCUCCAUAUUUUUGAGAAUAGCAAAGUUCCACUUAUUGUGCUAUAUACAUUCCAUAUAUUACACUAUUGAAUAAUAUGAUUGCAAAAAACUAGAUAUUAACCAUUCACAGACACUGAAAUAAUUAUGUAAAAAUAUAUUUAGGGCAGCCCCAGCCACACUCAGCUCUUGGCCCCUAGGCUGAUCUUGGAUUCUUCUUUUGUGUAUAUAAACUCUCAACACACAAUCUUUGUGGUUUAUUAUCGUGCACAAACAUGUAGAUGUGUAUAUACAAUGUGUAUAUAGUGUAAUAACAGCAAAAACACUGUCGAUUGAUCGUAGAAUAUAACAUACAUGUCACAUAUAUGAGCCUAAUAAUUUUGAGUAUAGCAAUGUUUCACACAUUGAAGAAUAUAAAUUCCACAAAUUACACACAUUUGAAUAAUAUUACAGUAAAAAAACAGAGAAGAAAUUAAUGAGAAACAUUAAAAUUAUUGUGAAAAUUAAUAUUCGCGGCAACUGGUGCCCCACUGGGUGGCGGGGUCGAGUAACUCUGAGCGCUUCAUCACUCAGUGCCCAUAAUUUGCUGAACUUCUAAGCUCCAUCACGGCUAAAGUAUGGCACAGCCAAUAUUCUAUUUUAGUUUCCCUGAGAUCAGAGACUAUAAAAGAAUUUUUUUUUUUAAUUAUUUUCGGUGCACCACGGGGAUGCCAUAUUUUAAUGCAGCGCAGCACGGUGGUUAAGAAUAGGAAACUUCUAAUACCAUGAUUCUUUGCACAACAUGUCCUCGAAAAUUAUAAAUUCGGCUAUAUGCACCAAUCCUCUUUACUUCCAAAGUUUAAUUAAGCACAGUGAGCUGCAUCUGAUAAGCAUUGGCACAAUGAGAGUCGACAGCAGGUGUGAUUGUUUUUAUGACAACACAUGACGUGUUAUGACAUCAGGAUUCUUAUUUUUCUCCAUCUCCAAUGUUUCCCCCUUCACCUUUCCUCCCCCAUGCCUUUAUGGUUGUAUCACAUGCAUUUAAACACGAUGUUUAAUUUUAAUUCUUGUGACUUCAAACACUAAAACAUUUAUUUUACUCACUUUGGUAUUACCUACCUGCCUACCUGUUGAAGAUUCCUGGGAUUAUUGUCCCCGCAGCCUGGUCCUCGACCUGGCCUCCUGGUUGCUGAUCUGAUCCACCAGGCUGUUUGAUGUUGUUGCUCACAGCCUGACAUAUGAGUCACAGCCUGGUUGAUCAGGUAUCCUUUGGAGGGGCUUGGUGAGUUCUCAUCUGAACACUGUGAGAGGUCAGCCAGUUUUGUCCCGUAUGUGUAGAAAAGAAUGUUGAAACAUCUUGGGCCUCUGAUAUUGAUAAAUUUCUCUCUCAUCAUGCUUAUUGCACCUCUGUUCUUCGAUGGGGCUAUUCAGCACAUCCUGCCAUGCUUUCUGGUCUCAUGUGGUGUUAUUUGUGUGCAUAUUUGAAACCAGUCAUAAUAUUUUCCAAGUUUAAAUUAUAUGUAUUUCUCCCACCUGUGCUCUAGGGAGUACAGAUUUAAAAUUUUUAGGUAGUCCCAUUGAUUUAAAUAUUUUAUUGAGUGGAUUCUAGUGGUAAAGGAUCUUUGCAUGCUCUCCAGGUCAGCAGUUUCUCUAUCUUUGAAUGGGGUAAACAAGCACCCACUGGUCUGAACAAGCAACCAAUGCUCUGAACAAGCACCCACUGCUCUGAACAAGCACCCACUGCUCUGAACAAGCACCCACUGGUCUGAACAAGCACUCACUGGUCUUAAAAGUACACAAGGAGAAAUAGAUGAAGGGAAGUACACAAGGGGGAAAUAGAUGAAGGGAAGUGCACAAGGGGAAAUAGAUGAAGGGAAGUACACAAGGAAAAAUAGAUGAAGGGAAGUACACAAGGGGGAAAUAGAUGCUGUUAUUGUGCAAUAAUAUUCCACUCUUAGAAAGCACUAACAUCUUAAAAGUAUCAUCAUUGGUAUGGCAUCUCUUGUUUGGAAGAUUGUUGUUAUCCAACCUGUCAUUUUUCUUGCAGAUGUGACAGCAACUUCGUUGCGUUCUUUAAAAGGUCUCCGACAUAAUUACUGUACUUCUAAAUUUUUUAUUUUGCUUUUCUUUCAGUAGUGUGGUUUGACUGUGUUUUAUAUGUGGUUUCUGGUUUAAUGUAUUUGCUUUUCCAUAGCACAGUAAUUGGAACUUAUCCUCAUUAAACAUCAUGUUAUUUUCUGUGGCCCAUUGAAAGAUUUGAUUAACAUCAGAUUGGAGGUUUGCUGUGUCCUCUAUGUUGUCUACUACUAUAUAAAAAUAUAACCAUAUAUUAUUGUGCCAUGAUUCUACUCAAGCAUCCUCUAUCUUUAAGAAAAAAUAGAGAAACCCCCCUUGAAGUUGAGAAAGCUUAUGAAAACAAUAGGGGAGAAGUAUGAACUCCUGAUUAAGCUUGAGGCUCGAGAGAAUGCUACCACACUAGGUCGCCGCUAUAACGUGAACGAAUCUAGUAUAUGCUCGAUUAAAAUGAAUGCAGAUAAAAUCAAACCAGCAGUGACUUUUUCAAGUUCACUAAAUAUAAAAAUAACAUCAAGGGUGAGACAUACUAUUGAAAAAUUUGAGAAAUUGCUAACAGUAUCUUGAGGUUAUCUUGAG
Messenger RNA from Procambarus clarkii (red swamp crayfish), 5933 nucleotides. Its product is annotated as protein abrupt. Gene Ontology annotation, biological process: regulation of transcription by RNA polymerase II. Gene Ontology annotation, cellular component: nucleus. Gene Ontology annotation, molecular function: RNA polymerase II cis-regulatory region sequence-specific DNA binding; DNA-binding transcription factor activity, RNA polymerase II-specific; protein binding. NCBI's taxonomy places the organism in Eukaryota, Metazoa, Arthropoda, Malacostraca, Decapoda, Cambaridae. The record is from RefSeq and is a predicted model, not a curated record.